AACAUGGCGACUUUCAGUAAAUAUGUGACAGCGAAGAACUCCUCCAUAGCAGGCGAUUUGCUGGUUUUAUACCUGCUGAAGCGCAGAAGACGGACGCAGAAACGGAGCGGUAUAAAAGGAGGCUCGGAGCUAGUACUGAACAAUGAGAAAGAUGCCAAAAAAGACCGUGCAGCGGUGGACAAGGUUUUCUUUGGGAGGAUUUUCCAGAUUCUGCGGAUCAUGGUACCCCAAUUCUUCUCCAUGGAGACUGGCUACCUCGCCUUAAUCGCCGCCAUGUUGGUGGCCAGGACCUACUGUGACGUAUGGAUGAUCCAGAACGGCACCAUGAUCGAAAGUGCUAUUAUCGGCCGCUCGCCAAAAGAUUUCAAGACCUUCUUGUUCAGCUUUAUCAAAUUCAUGCCAGCUAUAGCCUUGGUGAACAACUUCCUGAAGUUGGGUCUAUUCGAGCUGAAGCUGAGGUUCCGCGAGAGGCUCACAAAGCACUUAUACGACCAGUACUUGCAGGGCUUCACCUACUACAAAAUGGGGAACCUGGACAACCGGAUAGCCAACGCCGACCAGCUGCUGACACAGGAUGUGGAGAGGUUCUGCAACAGUGUGGUGGACCUUUACUCAAACCUCAGCAAGCCUCUGUUGGAUAUCUGCCUGUACAUCUUCAAGCUGACAACUGCCAUCGGUGCUCAGGGCCCAACAGUGAUGAUGACCUACCUGAUGAUCUCAGGUCUCUUCCUGACCCGACUGAGGCGGCCAAUAGGAAAGAUGACGGUCACCGAGCAGCGGUACGAGGGAGAGUACCGCUUCGUCAACUCUCGCCUCAUCACCAACAGUGAGGAGAUCGCCUUCUACAACGGGAACAUGAGGGAAAAACAGACCAUUCACAGCACUUUCAAGAAACUGGUGGACCACUUGCAUAAAUUUAUCUUCUUCCGCUUCUCCAUGGGAUUUGUGGACAGCAUGAUUGCCAAGUACCUGGCCACUGUAGUGGGUUACCUGGUGGUGAGCCGGCCUUUCCUCACACCGGGACACCCCCGACACCUGAACAGCACACACUCUGAGCUGCUGGAGGAUUACUACCAGAGUGGGAGGAUGCUCCUCAGACUGUCCCAGGCUCUGGGCAGGAUCGUACUGGCCGGCCGAGAGAUGACCCGCCUCUCAGGAUUCACUUCCCGAAUCACUGAGCUGAUGAAAGUCCUGAAGGAUCUGAAUUCUGGAAGAUAUGAGCGCACCAUGGUCUCCCAGCAUGAGAAGGAUUCAGACGCUUCCGAAAAGCUUGUACUGGUGCCUGGAAGUGGACAAGUUAUCAACCGAGACAACAUCAUCAAAUUCGACCACACCCCACUAGCGACACCUAAUGGAGACGUGUUGAUCAAAGACCUCUCAUUUGAGGUGAGCUCCGGCACUAAUGUGCUGGUGUGUGGACCAAACGGCUGUGGAAAGAGCUCUCUGUUCAGGGUGCUCGGAGAGCUGUGGCCUCUGUUCGGAGGAAAUCUGACAAAACCAGAGAGAGGGAAGCUGUUCUAUGUACCACAGAGACCCUACAUGACCCUGGGCUCUCUGAGGGACCAGGUCAUUUAUCCUGACACGUUUGACGACCAGAACCGGAAAGGCAUCUCUGAUCAGGUGCUGAAGGAGUACCUGGACAACGUGCAGCUGGGUCACAUCCUGGACCGGGAGGGCAGCUGGGACUGUGUGCAGGACUGGAUGGACGUGCUCAGUGGAGGAGAGAAGCAGAGGAUGGCUAUGGCCAGACUGUUCUACCACAAGCCCCAGUUUGCCAUCCUGGACGAGUGCACCAGUGCAGUGAGUGUGGAUGUGGAGGACUUCAUCUACAGCCACUGCAGGACGGUUGGCAUCACCUUGUUCACAGUGUCCCACAGAAAGUCUCUGUGGAAGCACCACGAGUAUUACCUCCACAUGGACGGCAGAGGGAACUACGAGUUCAAGCCCAUCACAGAGGAAACCGUGGAGUUUGGCUCGUAACUGUUCGCUGCAGUCCUCCCACAAUGCACUGCUCUGAUGAAACCAGUCCACUAAUUCUUUGCACUCGAGACUUUAGAAAAUAGCUGAAACUACAGACUAAUGUUUUUAAUCAUUUUGCUUCCUUUGUUUGUUCUGUUAUUUAAAUCAUCACUUUAGUCCCGUCUAAUCAUUGACAUGUUCAGUGCGAUAUAUAUGUAAUUUACAUUACACUCUACGGUUUUAAUCAUCUCUGCAUCGCAGUCGUAUCUGACAUCAGUAACAGAGGUCAGCCUGUAGGGAUAAGCUGCAUACCACAGUGGUCUUUAAGUCCCACAGUAACACCGAUUUAUGUUUGCACAGCGUUUCGGUUCUUUAUGUGCAUUAACAAGGGAGUAAUGUAGGAAUACUGUUAGUUUAACUCAGCUGACAGAAGAUAAGAGCAGUGGAGGCUGGUCAUAACUUCCUCAAAAUAACAAAGGGACUGUUAUUCCCAAGUAAACUAUUACCUCGAAGUGUCACACUAUUAUCUAAUGGUUAAAACAUAGUUAUCCAAGUAUAAAUGGAGGUUAAAUAAUGUCAUGCAUACCCACUUUCUCCCGUCAUUGUUGCUCUGUUCAUUCCUGGCCCUUUUCCUUCUGGCCAAAUGACGGGAAAUAAAAGCCUCUUGGGUAAUCCAUAGAGCAUAAGACUGUAGAGAACAAGACUGAAUCUGAACUCCAUAUGGCAUGUCAAGACAGUGAAAUAUUUGUGAGUAAGGACUUGAAAAAAAGCCAACCUCUUUGCCUCUGUAGCUUCAGGACAAACAGUGCUCACUGGAACAGAAUGAUCUUUUUAGGUGGCAAAAGGAAAUAACGUCAUCGAACCUCUGGAAGAAUUUUUCCAGGAACUUAUUGGUCACAAAUUCAGGCCUUCAGGAGAGUGUUGAAAAUAUGAACUCACCAGUAUCUUCAACACUCCUCCUGUCGUGGUCUGAUGAUGUGUGUGUGUGUGAUUACCGUCGUAGUAUGAUGGUCCUGCAUCAGGUCCAGCCAUCGCCCCAGCGUUUCGACGUUUAGCGACAGUAUCCGUUAAUUUUCACUGUGCAAUGAGACAUUUUUCUCCUGAUGAAACCAUUGUAGCAGUGCAGUCUUUUGUGCGCUUGGAAGUAGGAAGCUAUCGUAUACCAUCCAAUUUAUAUCCCCUUGCUCCACAUUAGAGCUGAUUCAUUACGCAGUGCCUCUCCAUGAUCCGAUUGGGCCUCAGAGUCAAGGACAGACUAAUGAUAAAUAAUCCUAAUAAUUAAAAAUGGCUAGAAAACACGAAUACAGAUAGAGCACUUAGUACAUAGUUUGUUUUCAAUUCCAACAAUGAUGAAACGGUUAGUCAAGGGGUUUGCCUUUUACCCACUGUAGGGUCUUUUAGAUCAUAGCUGUAUGAUUAUAAUUGUUGGAAAAUCAGCUAGUUUAUGUUAGCUGAAGCGACUGAUCAAAAGACAGAUUCUUAUUUAAUUAUUAAUCAUUGUCCUCUUACUAAAGGCUAAUCAUUAACCUCUCCAUUUCCAUUCAGUUCAAAUGUAAUAUUUUUUGGGAGGUAGGAUCCAAAAUGUUUGGUUAUCUGGGGACUGGGUCUAAAGUGCGGUUAUGGCGUCUCUGAUACAUGAAUAUGCCGGCAGUCCCCCAGCACCCACGUGCUCUGUAUACUGUAACUUUAUAUUGAAUGUGUGAAAAUGUAAAGAAAGAGCCUCAGCUUUGACCAUGGUUUUAUAUGGAUAAUAAUGUCAUGAUCUCACUCUGCAUUAAAAUAAUAAGACAAUGAAUAAUUUACAAAAA
This is a messenger RNA of Eleginops maclovinus (Patagonian blennie), 3767 nucleotides long. RefSeq names its product ATP-binding cassette, sub-family D (ALD), member 3a (gene abcd3a). Gene Ontology annotation, cellular component: peroxisome; peroxisomal membrane. The record is from RefSeq and is a predicted model, not a curated record. NCBI's taxonomy places the organism in Eukaryota, Metazoa, Chordata, Actinopteri, Perciformes, Eleginopidae. Gene Ontology annotation, molecular function: ATP binding; long-chain fatty acid transmembrane transporter activity; ABC-type transporter activity. Gene Ontology annotation, biological process: peroxisome organization; very long-chain fatty acid catabolic process; long-chain fatty acid import into peroxisome.